Messenger RNA from Zerene cesonia (dogface butterfly), 1017 nucleotides. Its product is annotated as reticulocyte-binding protein 2 homolog a-like. The transcript has 4 exons. The record is from RefSeq and is a predicted model, not a curated record. NCBI's taxonomy places the organism in Eukaryota, Metazoa, Arthropoda, Insecta, Lepidoptera, Pieridae. Bases 1 to 1017 code for a protein of 338 amino acids.
AUGGCGAGUGACAUAGAAAAAGGUGAUUUUGGUGAUAGUGCUCGCAACAAGUCUCGAUAUGAACUGACACCAAAAAACUCAAAUCACAUAUUCAAUGGUGCUGGGGAAAAUAUUCAGUAUCACAGUGAUUCCGAGUCCACUAUUUCUAAAAAAAGUAAAACUCGUUACAUUAAUCCUGCUAUAUAUAUAGAGACUGUCGAAGCCUCCCGCUCUGUGACGUCAUUACAGACCGACUCUUCUUGUGUUGAUGACAUUACUCCCCAUCCUCAUAGCUCCUAUAGAAGUAAUUCAACCCCAUUUCUUACGGGAAGACUGUCUAGUACGUCUUCAAGCAGCGUCAAAAGGAAAUCUUGUAGAUUAUCACAAAACAUUGAGAAGGAUGAUAUAGAAGAGGAGUCACCGCGAUACGACAGGACAUAUCGAGAAGAUGGACCUGAUACAUUUCGACUAUCAGUCGCAUCUCUGUCUACAACCACAACGGCUAAAGAAGAACGUGAGCGAAAUGAAAAGAAAAGACAAGAGGCGUUUAAACAGUGGCUUGAGAGGAAAGAGCAAGAGAAGCGUGAAAAAGCACGACUUGAGAAGUUGAAACGCCAAACAGCGGCCACAACUUCGGCGGAACAACGCGAGGAAUCUUACCGGCGCUGGUUAGAACGGAAACGCACUCAACUUGAGCGCCAAAAGGCUGAGGAAAUCAUGCGUAAAUAUCGUGAAAACGAACGCCUUGAACAAGAGCGUAAUAGACGGCAACAGGAUAGAGAUGAGAAACUGGCGGAAUGGAUCAGAAAAAAAGAAGAGGAAAUGAAAACAAUGAAAACUCGCGCUGAGCGUCGAAGUGCGCGCGCCGCUAUUGAGGAGCAAAGGCGGCGGGUCCAAGGUGAACAAGCUUACCGUGAUUGGUUACGCACCAGCAAGAACAAGCCCCUGCCAGUACCUCUGAAUCAAGGAGAACUUAGUAUGCGGGGUUCUGUUUCACAGAUGUAUAUCAAUCCUAUUCCGUGGCAAUCCACAAAUUGA